UGCAGCGAUGACUUGCGCACAGCGAAUAUUAUAUGUGAUUCCGCCGAUGGCGUUACUUGCCUGGUGAUCGAUCGCGAGACGUUCAACCAACUCAUAUCGAAUUUAGAUGAAAUUAAGCAUCGCUAUGAUGACGAAUGCAUAGGAGAGCGUAAAAAAAUCAAUGAGGAAUUCGACAACGUCCAACUGACCGACUUGCGCAUAAUCGCCACGCUCGGUGUUGGCGGUUUCGGUCGUGUUGAGCUGGUGCAAAUUAACGGUGAUAAUAGCCGUUCAUUUGCGCUGAAA
Messenger RNA from Bactrocera oleae (olive fruit fly), 285 nucleotides. The record is from RefSeq and is a predicted model, not a curated record. NCBI's taxonomy places the organism in Eukaryota, Metazoa, Arthropoda, Insecta, Diptera, Tephritidae.